GACGCAGACGCAGAAGCUCAGAGCCCCAGAUCGCUUUAUAACGGUAGGACAUAAAGCCGCCGGAGUUCAUCUGCAAACGUUUCGCGGUUGGCUUAAAACGCUCGCAAAUAAACGCAAAAAGUUAAAAAAAAAAAAAAAUCUAACGGAAAAGUUUAAGGCUAAAAAAGUUUUUGGUUCGGAAUUAAUUAGUUUCGCGUUUAAGAAUAUAUCUAAAGCCCAGAAACAUGUGGAAACCUAUAUUGCCCGCCUUGCUGUUGAUUGUCUCGCCAGUAUGCCUUGGCACACAUGUGAGCCAGACACGCCGCUUCCCAAACGACUUUCUCUGGGGCGUUGGUUCCUCUUCCUACCAAAUCGAAGGCGGUUGGAAUGCCGACGAUAAGGACGAGUCCAUUUGGGACGUUCUCACCCACACACAUCCCGAGAAAAUAGCCGAUCAGAGCAAUGCAGAUAUAUCCGCGGACAGCUAUCAUCGGUGGCGUCGCGAUGUUCAAAUGGUAAAGGAACUGCAUGCAGGCACCUAUCGUUUCUCACUGUCCUGGCCCCGUAUCAUGCCCGGUGGCUACAUGAACCAUGUGAGCACCGCUGGCAUCAAAUACUACUCCAACCUGAUCGAUGAACUCCUGCGUUAUAAUAUCACACCCACGGUUACCAUUUAUCAUUUUGAGCUGCCGCAAAAGCUGCAAGAGCUGGGCGGCUGGACCAAUCCGGAGAUCAUUCCCCUGUUCAAAGACUUUGCCCGUUUAGUGCUGGAAAUGUACGGUGACCGUGUGAAGAUCUGGACCACUAUCAACGAGCCCUGGCAUGUUUGCGAGCAUGCUUAUGGAUUGGACUAUAUGGCGCCAUCGUACAACUUCCCUGGCAUUCCAGCCUAUCUAUGUGGCCACAAUCUGCUAAAGGCCCACGCCGAGGUGGUCCACAUGUACCGGGAUCACUUCCAGAAGCGUCAGGGCGGUCGCAUUGGCAUCAGCCUGGAUACCUCGUGGCCGGAACCAAGGAAUCCAGACUCGGCCGAAGAUCGUGAAGCCUCCGAACGGGCCAUGCAGUUCUAUGUGGGUUGGUUCGGUCAUCCGAUCUUCUCCAAGCACGGCAACUAUCCCAAGGUGAUGAUCGAGCGCAUCCGUAACCUGAGCAAGGAGCAGGACUUUGGCAUUCGCUCCAGGUUGCCGGAAUUUACCACAGAGGAGAUUCAUCGCAUCCGCGGCACAGCCGAUUUCUUUGGCAUUAACCAUUAUACCAGCAAUCUGGUGACCUCGAAUGGACACAAUAAUACUGGAGGGUUCCCGGUGCCAUCGUUCAAUCAUGAUAUGGGCGUGGUGGAGAGUCAAAACGAGGUUGACUGGCCGGGAUCAGGUUCGGUUUGGCUUAGGGUCUAUCCCAAGGGAAUGUACAAUCUCCUGAUGUGGAUACACCGCGAGUACAAUAGCCCCGAGAUAAUUGUUACUGAGAAUGGAGUUAGUGAUCGCGGUGGACUGGAGGAUUAUGCCCGCGUGGACUACUUUAAUAAGUAUCUCUCUGCAGUGCUGGAUGCCAUUGAGGAUGGUGUUAAUAUCAGUGGCUACAUUGCCUGGAGUCUGAUGGACAGCUAUGAGUGGAAGGCUGGCUUCUCGGAGAAGUUUGGCUUUUAUCACGUAGACUUUACUUCGCCGCAGCGCACUAGGACCCCGAAAAUCUCGGCGAGAGUCUUUGCCCAGAUCUGCAAGACCAAUACCAUUGACUGGAACUAUCGGCCCAAGCUCGAGCAAGAGCAGAAACUGGUGGUCAUGGCCCAGCAUCCUGCGGAGGAAGAUCAAAGCAGAUCGAGUGCAGCCCAAGAAGCCAUCAGCUGGAGUCUAAUGGGUGCUUUGCUACUGGUUCUUCUCCGAUGAGAAGGAGUAGGAGAAGACUUUUGCCAUAAUUGCUACUGCUAAACCUAAGUUUUGUCUAAAAAAAUCUUUGUAAUACAAAAAAAUUGUAUACAAAUUAAAAAAAAACUUAAAUAUAUUUAAGCUAAAAGCUUGAAGAUC
Molecule: messenger RNA, 2003 nt
Organism: Drosophila kikkawai
Lineage: Eukaryota; Metazoa; Arthropoda; Insecta; Diptera; Drosophilidae
Product: myrosinase 1-like
Biological process (GO): carbohydrate metabolic process
Molecular function (GO): beta-glucosidase activity
Source: RefSeq, a predicted model, not a curated record